Molecule: messenger RNA, 1902 nt
Organism: Schistosoma rodhaini
Lineage: Eukaryota; Metazoa; Platyhelminthes; Trematoda; Strigeidida; Schistosomatidae
Source: the annotation of a GenBank genome assembly
GUAUUUCAAAGUAAGCGCUGCGGUGGUCCUAUCUGUGUAUGGUCGUCCGACUAUAAGCCGAAAUUAUGGGCUUGAUUUCUUCUCGGAGUCAGCAAGUGGUUCAAGAAAAGGAGAUUCUAAGAGAAUGUCCAAUUCAGAAAGGUGGUGGGUGCCCAGUGGAUCAUGGGUACAAAGACCUCAGUCCAGAAAAUCUUAUGCCACCCCCUAGCCAACUCCCAAGUCCAGGACAACCUUUCCCACUGUCUACUGAACGCGAAUUGUCUUCUAUUCCAAAAGCAGAUAGUUCUAAUGGUGAAAAAUGGAUAUAUCCUUCACCCCAAAUGUUUUGGAACGCUAUGCUUCGUAAAGGUUGGCGUUGGCGAGAUGAUGAUAUCAAGCCUGAAGAUAUGAACAACAUCAUACACAUACAUAAUGUCAAUAAUGAAUUAGCUUGGCGUGAGGUUUUAAAAUGGGAAGCUCUACAUGCUAAUGAAUGUAUGACACCGAAAUUGCGUCGUUUUGCUGGGGAUGCAAAAAACUAUUCUCCAAGAGCACGUAUCCGUCGGGCCAUGGGGAGUUUAUCGUUGUCGUUUAUCGUCAAUGCAAUUACAUAAAACAGUAUCACUGUUUUUAGCCAGUCGAGUUGGCUUAGUGGUUAGUACCUCCGACUAUGUACCAGGUCCGAACCCUACUCCACGUACUCCCGUUGAGUAAACUGGGACUUAGUUCUCAUAUAUUCUCAGGAAUGGUUAUCUUGUCUGACAGUCAUUGUCUCUACACCUAGUAUUCAGGCAACAUUUCGUUAUUGUCACGAUGCAAUAUGAACGAUGUGUCAGCUCUCGUAAAUUAAUCGGGUCAGUGGCUCAAAACACCGUUUUGGCAGCAACAUUACCAUAGUCCUGUCUUUUACAUCUAUGGUAUGACGUGGUUGGAAGAUGAGAACGUUUCCUACCUGCAUCUUUACUUGUUUUCUGCCGGAAUUGUCAAUAUAUCUCAGUGUUCUUUUUUGUUGUGUGGUCAUUUUACAGUUUAGUCGCUUCCAACCAAAUAUAUAACAGGUUCAGAUAGCGGCCGGAUAUAUAUAUAUAUAUACCAAAGAUGAUAAGGAUAGCUUAUUCAUGAUUGAAAACUGAUGGGAGAACUCUGUUCUGUAUGUUGUCAACAAGCUCUACUAAACAUCAAUAAGAAAAUUGGAAGCCAUAUUCAGAUUUUCGUCUCAUUUCUUCCAUUUAUACAUCAUAAUAUCGAGUUACUGAGCUUAACAACUUUACUGUAAUGCGACAACGAGAUCAGAAGUUAGGACUUUUGGAUCACCUUAUUAACCUAACAAAAGGUUUAUUACCUACCCAUAUUUCGCAGACACUUUUCACAUCAUUCUUAAAUGUAAUCACACCCAAGGUGAAUGGGUUUUGCGCCAAUGACGAACCUUUAAAUUGUGAAUUGAAUGGCCUGUUUUUAAAAUAUUCCUUAUAAAGUCUUUUUAUGUUAGUUUAUGUCAAACAUUGUCUUUUGCAAAGCAUGGAAGUGUUUCUAAUGGUGAAUUUGUAUUUAAUCCUAUUACAAAGAACCUAAAGAUGUUUAUAUUAUUGUAAGCGAUUGCGGUUUCUGUUACCAGUCUGCAGAAAAUAUUUACAUCACUCUUCGAAUGGUCACAUCAGAGUGAAUAUUAUUGUUAAAAAAUAAAAUUGAUCGGAAUCACACCUAGUUAGGAUAUUGAUCUGUUUUCAUAUCGGUCAAAUUUUAAUGCAAUCAAUUUGCACUUUUAUGGAGUCGGUAGUCAGAUUUUUUUAUCUUUUAAGAAAUGGCUUUCGAGUUUUUUAUUUAGUGUUUGAAUUUUAUUGUAAAAAUACUAGUGAAAUUGUAACCAGUUUAUUCUACAGAAUUAUGAAACGGCGUGUACUUGUUAUAUCUUGUGGCCGAGUG